This is a messenger RNA of Cydia fagiglandana, 1790 nucleotides long. RefSeq lists its product as uncharacterized. The transcript has 8 exons. The record is from RefSeq and is a predicted model, not a curated record. Gene Ontology annotation, biological process: mitophagy by internal vacuole formation; mitochondrial protein catabolic process. Lineage: Eukaryota; Metazoa; Arthropoda; Insecta; Lepidoptera; Tortricidae. The coding region runs from base 18 to 1754 and encodes 578 amino acids. Gene Ontology annotation, cellular component: mitochondrial outer membrane.
CUGCGAGUGAGCGGAGCAUGGAGAAGGAGAGUCGCGAGCGCAUCGGCCGCGGGCGCGGGCGCGAGGCGCGCGGCACGUCGCCGCGCGCGGCGCUGCGGCGCGUGCUGCUGCUGGCGGAGGGGCGGCAGUUCCGCGAGGCGGCCGCCGUGGUGGCGCGCGCGGGCGCCGCCGUGCUGGCGCCGCUCGCCGCCGACCUGCCGCUCGACAUGCUCGCCGACAGCCUGCCGCACUCCGCCGUGCUCAUCGACCUGCUGCUCAACAGGCUGGUGGACUUGGAUGUGUCACCGCGGCCGUCGCUACCAGUGGAGGCGCUGGCGUGGCGUCUGGCGGCGCUGCUGGGCGGCCCCGCCGGUGCCGGCGAGGCUGCGCGGCUGGCGGGCGCGGCGAGAGCGUUGGCGCGCUACCAGCCCGCUCUGCCCGCGGCGGUGGACGCGCGGCGCCGGCAGCUCGACCAGGCCGUGCACGGUCUGGGCACUCACGGUCUGACAGCGGCCGCAGGUGACGGCGGCGACAGCGAGCUGGUGUCGCUGCACGCCGCCCUGCGCGACGCGCUCACCGCCCACGUCGACGCGUAUAAGCAAGCGCUUCACAAGGUGCAGGAGCUGAGCGCCGUAACGGCGGUGACGGCGCCCGCCGCGUCCUCGCACCAGCGGCUGCUGGCGCUGCCGGCGGCGGACGUGGAGCGGCGGCUGAUCGACAACGCGUUGCUGCUGGCGGCGGUGCGGCGCGCGCCGCCCACGCUGCCGGCGCUGGCGGCGGCGCUCGACGCGCGCGUCGCCGCCGACAAGCAGGUGCUGGCGUGCGCCGGGCUGGUGCGCCGCGCCGACCCCCACAACCAUAAACCACCGCCCGCCAAUGACACCAGGCCGGUGGCUGGCGUGCUGAUGAGCUACUCCCGCGGGUGCGCCACGCUGCUGGCCCUGAUGACGGACGGCAAGGGUCCGGCGCCGGCCGGCGCGGAGCCGGAGCCGGGCCCGGAGCCGGAGCCGGCGCCGGUCCCGCCGCGCUCGCCGCCCGACUCGGCCAGCGACGGCUACCACUCCGACAGCGACCACUCGCACCCCGCCCCCGACAGGAGCAGCGCGGUGGCGGGCGCGGUGGCGGCGUACGGCGAGGCGUGGGCGGGCGCGGCGGCGCGCUGGCUGCCCGCGCUCGCCGACCUGCCCGCGCUGCGCCGCGCGCCGGCGCUGCCGCACAAGAUCGUCUUCUCCGUGGUCGUGUUAUCGUUCCGCGCGGCGAUAAGUCUGCGCGACAAACGACUGGCCGAGGUGAAGGCGCUCCUGGGCGCGGACGACCCCCCGCACGCCGCGCAGGCGACGGCGGGGGAGGACAGCGGCUCCGAGGGCGCGGGGGCGGAGGACGAGGCGCUGGCGCGGCUGACGGCGGCCGCCACGAGCGUGCUGCGGGCGAGGGCGCACGCAGCGUCGCUGCACGACGCCGAGCGGACUGUCGUCACACAGGUGGCGAGCACGCUGCGCGAGUACACGGGGCUGGCGGAGAGCGCGGCGCUGCGCGCGCUAACGGCGGCUUGCUGUCGCGCCGCCUGGAGGCUGGUGCUGGCCGCGCCGCAGCUGCGGCUCGACACCGACUUCACCGCCACACGCUUCGACCCCGAGAAGCACGUGGUGUGGGUGGCGGGCGCGGGGCGCGCGGCGGCGGCGGGCGGCGCGCGCGGGCAGCCCAUCCGCAGCUUCGUGUGGCCCGCGCUGCUCGACCACCAGCGCGUGCUGUUCCGCGCCGUCGUGCUGGUGUGACGGCUGACGGCCCAGGGCCGAGUUCCGUUUGUAUUC